AUGUUUCUUUGUUUUUAUGAUGCUUCUUUGUGUACUUCGAGUGCAUCGAAUCGAAGAACAUUUUCUUUGUACGGGUACGAACGAGCAUUCCGGAAUAUUACACGGUCUGUGUCAUUGCAAGCGGAAAUCUCCGGGUCACGUAAUAUUUUGGAUAUAUCAGUAUUUGUAUGUCACUGGUAUAUAUCAUCGCAAAAAGGUAGCUCUGGUGAUUGCAAGAAAAACUAA
This is a messenger RNA of Morchella importuna, 225 nucleotides long. RefSeq lists its product as uncharacterized. Lineage: Eukaryota; Fungi; Ascomycota; Pezizomycetes; Pezizales; Morchellaceae. The record is from RefSeq and is a predicted model, not a curated record. The coding region runs from base 1 to 225 and encodes 74 amino acids. The transcript is spliced from 3 exons.